CAGCAGCAUUUAUUGAUGACGAGACCGUCUCAGGUCCCAGAUGAUCUCCAGGAGCGAGACGACGAAAGAGCAGAAACUCUGGGAUGUGUUAGGAAUAAAUCAGAGCCACAUAGAGAGGGAGCAGAGGUCCUCCAGGCUGCAGAGGCGAGAUGAUGCGACCAGGAACCAAGCAGUAUGUGGUGGCCAGGCCUCUGUACUCAGAAGAGUCAUUUUCUGAGGAACAUGAGAAGGUUUACAGACACCGCAAAACCAUCACGGACCACAUCAGACAGUACUUCAGAUGCAACACCAAACGAGCCAAGACUGCUGCUCUGUCCCUUCUGCCCGUGAUUGGUUGGAUGAAAAUAUACAGAAUCAACGAGUGGCUGCUGAGUGACAUCGUGUCUGGUGUCAGCACCGGACUCGUGGCUGUCCUGCAAGGUCUGGCCUACUGUUUACUAGCCUCUCUGCCACCCUGGUACGGGCUCUUCACCGCCUUCUUUCCAGUGGUCACCUACUUUUUUCUGGGAACUUCAAGACACAUUUCAGUUGGUCCGUUUCCGGUUUUGUGUCUGAUGAUUGGCUCGAUUGUCACCAGGCUCGUUCCAGAUGAAGGGUCUCCAGCCAACAUCACGGGGUUUGAAAAUCUGACAAGAGAUGAACAGAGAGUGUUAGUGGCUUCCUCUGUGACCUUCACCGUUGGUGUCAUGCAGCUGGCGAUGGGAAUACUGCAGGUGGGCUUUGUGGUCAUGUAUCUGUCCGACACGCUGGUUUCAGGCUUCACCACUGCUGCAGCCAUCCACAUCCUGGUCUCUCAGCUCAAGUUUGUGUUGGGACUCACGGUUCCAGGCAUCAGCGGGCCACUCGCCAUCAUAUAUACCUUGGAGAUCAUCUUUAACAAAAUCACCUCCAGCAAUGUGUGUGACGUGGUGAUCUCUUUGGUGAUCAUGGUAGUGGUGUUCAUUGUGAAAGAACUGAAUGACAGAUUCAAAUCUAAGCUACCCGUGCCCAUCCCAGUAGAGGUUAUCAUGACAGUUAUUGCAUGUGGAGUUUCUUAUGCGUUUGACUUCAAGACGAGAUAUGGCAUUGAUGUUGUUGGCCACAUCCCAAAAGGAUACGAGCCCCCAGUGGCCCCAAAUCUCCCCAUCUUACAGGAGACCGCAGUGGAAGCUUUCCCGAUGGCUAUCGUGGGUUUUGCUGUAGCUUUCUCUGUGGCUAAAGUCUAUUCUAUAAAACACGAUUACACCAUAGAUGGGAACCAGGAACUGAUAGCCUUUGGAGUUAGCAACAUAUUUGGAGCUUCCUUCAGGUCUUUUGUAGCAAGCACGGCUCUUUCCAGGAGUGCAGUACAGGAAAGUACGGGGGGGAAAACUCAGGUAGCUGGUUUGCUUUCAGCCCUCAUAGUGAUGAUUGUCACCUUGGCGAUUGGAUUUCUCCUAGAUCCAUUACCAAAGUCUGUGCUGGGUGCUGUGGUCAUCAUCAACCUAAAGGGGAUGAUAAUGCAAGCCAGAGAGAUCCCAUACCUGUGGAAGAGAGACAAGCCAGAUUGUGCGGUCUGGUGUGUCACCUGUCUUGCAUCCAUCCUACUGGGGCUGGAUCUUGGACUGGCAGUGGGUCUUGGUGUGGAGCUGAUCUGCGUUGUCCUGAGGGUUCAGUUCCCUCGCUGCAGUGUGCUGGCUAACAUCAAGGGGACCGAUAUUUACAAAGAUAGAAAGGACUAUGUUCAUAUAUAUGAGCCAGAGGGGGUGAAAAUCUUCAGGAUCCCAUCACCCAUCUUCUUUGCCAACAUGGAUUUCUUCAGGAACAAGCUCAUAGAGGCUCUUGGCUUUAUUCCACUGAGAGUGUUGCGAAAAAGGAACAAAGCUCUGAGAAAGAUCAAAAAACUUCUGAAGAAAGGUGACCUGCAGUGGACAUCAAAGGGCUUUCUGAAUACCUCAUGUGGGACUAUCAACGAUUCAGAAGACGAGAGCAACGUAGAAGACCUAGACCAGCCGACUGACUUCAAUGACCUUCCUGCUUGCAUUGACUGGGAUGCUGAACUUCCCGCCAACAUCAUUAUUCCCAGAAUAGAGAUCCAUAGCCUGGUCCUGGACUUUGCUGCUGUCUCCUUCCUGGAUAUAUCUGCUGUGAAUGGACUUAAAACAUUACUGAAAGAGCUGAUUCGUGUUGAAGUUGAGGUCUACAUUGUGGCCUGUGAUCCAUAUGUGCUGGAAAAGCUUCAUCACUGUUGCUUCUUUGAUGAUGAGGUUCACCCAUCAAUGUUCUUCCUGACGCUGCAUGAUGCCGUGCUGCACAUUCUGGAAAAGCAUCCAGCACGUGCUGAAAAGGAACAUAACUAUGAAAAGAUAAUAACAACAGUCACAGUUCACCACCCCAACAGAAGUUUACGGAUUAGAGAUAAAAAUGGUCCAGAAACAGAGAGCAAGCUUUAAACUGGAUUUAACAGCAAAACCAAAGAAUGUGUUUUGUAUAUUGUGGUUUAUUUUAUUGUACAUGAUUAAUAAUUAUGUGACAUUUUUGUAUUUAUUUAACACAUUUCAAACAAAGCCAUAUUACAGAGGUGUGUGGAAGGACAAUAAUUCAUAAUUGAAUACUUUUUAGAAUCAAUUUAAGAAGAAAAACAUUGAAUUGAGAUUUUAGGGGCAUGUAUUUGAGCAUCAAGAAACUCCUGAUAAGUAUUAUUAAUUCAGAUUAUUAAUAAUUGAGUUUAAAUAUCCAUUGUGGUAUUUUUUACUUUUCAUUUUACAUCAACCUUUAAAUGUAAAAAAUAAAUAUACUUAUUUUCACUGUAAUGUUCUAAAAAUAAAUAAAAAUUGGUAACAAUU
Messenger RNA from Nothobranchius furzeri (turquoise killifish), 2804 nucleotides. RefSeq names its product chloride anion exchanger. NCBI's taxonomy places the organism in Eukaryota, Metazoa, Chordata, Actinopteri, Cyprinodontiformes, Nothobranchiidae. Gene Ontology annotation, molecular function: chloride transmembrane transporter activity; oxalate transmembrane transporter activity; bicarbonate transmembrane transporter activity. Gene Ontology annotation, biological process: transmembrane transport. The record is from RefSeq and is a predicted model, not a curated record. Gene Ontology annotation, cellular component: plasma membrane.